Molecule: messenger RNA, 2508 nt
Organism: Schistosoma spindalis
Lineage: Eukaryota; Metazoa; Platyhelminthes; Trematoda; Strigeidida; Schistosomatidae
Source: the annotation of a GenBank genome assembly
AUGAUAUUAUUACCUCUUGGAAAUUAUCAAUUUUUAAAAAAUCUAUUCUGUAAUCAAUUAUUUAUUAUUUCUAUUAUAAUGCAACAAUUUAUUAAUGCUAAACAUAAUUCAACUUCUAUACAUCCUAAAGAAAUUACCAUUAUUAAAUGGGAAUUUCAUGAAUUCUCUACUCAUAUUACUGUAAUGUUAUUCUUAAUUCUAUUAGUUUGUUUAAAAUUAGCCUAUCAUUAUAUACCAUAUAUAUCAGUUUAUGUACCAGAAUCAUUAUUAUUAAUAUUAAUUGGUAUUACAUUUGGUAGUAUUGUAUUUUAUAAAAUAGAACAGUAUACAAAUAAUAAUAAUCAUGAUCAUAAUAAUAAUAAUAAUCAUACAUAUAUAUCUAUAGAGAAUACUGUAUGGAAAUUUACACCUGAAUUAUUUGCUUAUUAUUUAUUACCACCAAUUAUAUUAGAAUCUGCAUAUGGAUUAUAUAAUCGUACAUUUUCUGAAUAUCUUGGAGUUGUAUUAAUAUUUUCUGUGAUAGGUACAAUAUGUAAUUUUUUAUUAAUUGGUUUUUCAUUAUAUAUAUUAUAUGAAUUAAAUUUAUUAGGUGAACCAUUAUUACAAUUUAAUAUAAAAGGUUAUUUAUUAUUUAGUUCAUUAAUUGUUGCUGUAGAUCCUGUUGCUGUGCUAGCUAUUUUUCAAGAUAUUGGUGUUGAAUUAAGUUUAUAUUAUAUUGUAUUUGGUGAAUCAUUAUUUAAUGAUGCAAUUACAAUUGUAUUAAAUGAUAUUAUGAUUGUAUUUAAUAGUAAUGAACAAUUAACAACAUUACAAAUAUUUAUUGGUUUUAUAUCAUUUUUUACUGUAAGUUUUGGUGGUUUAUUAAUUGGUGUAUUAUUUGGUAUUAUAACAUGUUUAAUUACAAGAAUACGUAGUCAUUUAUCUGUAUUUACAAUAUUAUUAUUAGCAUAUUUUUCAUAUAUUAUAGCUGAUUGUAUUGGUUGGUCAGGGAUUAUAUCAAUGAUUGGUUGUGGUUUAAUACAAGCAGCAUAUGCAUUUCAUAAUAUUGGUGAAAAAUAUGUUAAAAGUGUACAUUUAAUAACAAGAAUGUUAGCUGAAGUUAGUGAAGGUGUUAUAUUUUUAUUUUUAGGUAUACAAGUUAUAUCAUAUAAAUUAGAAUGGCAUACUGGUUUUAUAUUAUGGGGGCUUAUAUUAUGUUUAUUAUCAAGAGCUAUUAUUGUAUUUAUUAUUACAGCUAUUGUUAAUUAUGUUAAUAUUGAUGAAACAAAAAUUACAAUUGAACAACAAAUUAUAUUAAUUUAUGGUGGUUUACGUGGUGCUGUUGCAUUUGCAUUAUCUGUAUUAAUUCCAGAUGAUUUAUUCCCAAUUAAUAGUUUAUAUCAUAAAAAUGUCAUAGUUACUACAACAUUAUUUAUUAUUUUAUUUACGGUUGGUUUUAUGGGUUUAACAACAAAACCUUUAGUGAAAUUAUUAAAAAUACGUAAAAAAGAUCAAGAAAAAUUAAGUUUAUUUUAUAUAUUAAAUAAAAAUAUUAUUGAUCAAACAUUAACUGGUAUUGAAACAUUAACUGGUUCUAAAGGACGUAAUGCUAUUAGAGAAUUUUUUAUAAGAAUUGAUGAAAAAUAUAUUAGACGUAUAUUACAACGUAAUCCAGAACGUUAUGAUGAAAAAAUUUUAAAAGUUUAUGAACAUAUUGCAUUAAAAUUACUUUAUGCAUCAACACGUCCUAAUGAUACAGAAAAUAUAUUAAAAAAUAUACCAGAAUCAUUAAAAUUAAAUCAAUUAAAUCAAUAUUCUAGAAAUAAUAUUUAUAAUAAUGGUGCAACACAUGAUUGGAUUAUACGUAAUAAUUUAUCAAUGAUACCAAUUGAUGAUGAUUAUGAUGGUAAUCUUCAUGAUGUUAACCAUAAUAAUAAUAACAAUAAUAAUAAUGAUGAGGAUGAAGAUGACGGUGGUACAUUUGGUGAAGGUUCAUUUAUAUCCGCUGAACAAAUGAUGAAAAUGAAUAUAAAUAAAAAACAAUAUAGAAAAGUUUCAAUUAAUGCUAAUGAUAUAUUAUUUGAUCAUUUAUCACGUAAUAAUUAUCAUCAUGGUAUAUAUGCAUCAACAUCUAAACGUAAAUGUCAAUUAGAUUUUAAUGAAGCAUUUAAUGAUCUAUUACAAUAUCGUAUAGGAACUAUAAAACAUCAACUAACAUUAAAUAACAAUAAUACUACUAAUACUACUACUAAUAAUAAUAAUAUUGAAAUGAAUAUUAAUCAAUUUAAACAUACAACUAAAAUAGAUCAUAUAGAUCAACAAAAACAAUCAAUAAAAUCGGAAGAAUUUAAACCAAUACAACAAUUCAACAUUGAACCAGAUGAAAAUAAACAUAUUAUUCAAAGUAAAAUACAUGAUAAUAAAAUAGAUUCUUCUAUUGAACAACAUAUUCAACAAUCGUCAUAUUCAAUACAACCUGAAAUUAUAGAUUAUCGAAAAAGACAAGAAUUUAAAAAAGAUAAUAAAUAG